Messenger RNA from Cyphellophora attinorum, 1137 nucleotides. RefSeq names its product Transmembrane protein. Gene Ontology annotation, biological process: transport. NCBI's taxonomy places the organism in Eukaryota, Fungi, Ascomycota, Eurotiomycetes, Chaetothyriales, Cyphellophoraceae. The record is from RefSeq and is a predicted model, not a curated record. Bases 1 to 1137 code for a protein of 378 amino acids. The transcript has a single exon. Gene Ontology annotation, molecular function: transporter activity.
AUGAACACUGAAAGCAUAGCAUCAAGUCUCGCAAUCCGUGGAAUUUUCUCGCCAGACAGCAGCGAUGACGCGUGCCGGUCCUGGUCGGCGGACGAUGCCGCAUCUCCUCUCACCGGCUCGCUCACCUUCCACAAAUUGAUGACCUACAUCUCUGCCGCUGCCGCAGUCAUCACGAUCCUCACAACGGGCACACUCGCCAUUGGCCACCUCUUCAUCUACCGCCAGCCUCGACUUCAAAGAUAUCUCGUCAGGCUGAUUCUCACCGCCCCUGCAUUCGCCAUUUGCUGUGCAAUUGGCGUCGCAGUCUAUCACGCCACGCCAUACAUCCUACCAUGGGCAGAGCUGUACGAAGCAUUCGCCCUGAUCGCUGUGCUGACUCUCAUGGUCAACCUCCUGACGCCCACAGCCUCCACCGGGGCAGAACAACUGAUCUUCUUCGCACGUCCCGAAAACGGAGGCACAGCAACAUAUGUGAAAUGCGAGUUCAUGGUUUUUCAACUUCUUCCGGUACGCUUCAUCCUCACCGUAGCCGAGAUCAUCAUCAGCGCCGCCUUCUGCAUCGGCAGCACCGCGAACCAUCGCGGACACCUGGUGAUCAGCAUCAUAAGUGGCAUCUCCACAGCAUUGGCCUUGGUCGCUCUGCUCAAGUUCCUGAAGCGUCAUAUCAAGGAGUUGAAGACCCGCGACAAGACCAUCGUUGGGAAGCUGGUCUGCUUCAAGCUGAUUGUCGCCAUUCAAAUGAUCCAGCGAAUCGUUCUGAACAUUCUCAGCAAUGCCAACGUGCUCAACGGAUCGUCGAAAUUCAGCUACCAUGAUCUGAAUGUUGGCUUGGGCCCAUUCCUGACCGCUGUGGAGGUCAUGCUUAUCGGACUGUUGAUGAUCUACUACUACUGGCCUGGCCAGUUCAGGAGUCGGCAGCUCGGGGCUGAGGUUGGGAAGGGUGAUGUCUCACAAGUGAAGCUCGGAGUCUUCGCUGCAGCCUGGGACGUUGUCAAUUUGAUGGAUGUGCUGAAAGGCAUAGUUCGAGCAGUGAAGGCGAAGGCUGGCUCAUCGUCUCGGACUGGUGGUGCCAAGAUGAUGUCGCCUCAACAGCGUUUUGAUGAACCGCCCCAGUAUCAGUAUCAGCAGUACCAGUGA